UCAUGAAUAUAUGCAGAAGAAGAUUGCGAUGAAAUGAGAUGAAACCAAACCAAACCAAACGCGGUCCUCACCUACAAUACUAAGCUACUUCCGUUUCCAUUUUCAACAGUGCAUCAGAAGCCACCCUCCAUCCAUCCUAAUCUUCUGCCUUUAGUUUAGGCAACAAAAGAAAAAAGAUGGAAUUUCUAUCUGUCUCCAAGGAAAAUACCGUCUGUUCUGUUCUGUUCUGUUUCCCGUUCUCUCUCUAGAAGUCGCUGAGAAAAACAGGUACGCAAAGAGGGAAGAAACAGAGAAACUCCACGCACACGCAGCCCUUCAAUGACAAGGAAGAGUCUCUUUAAUGGCCCAGCUGGACCAAUUUUGUUGUAGAAGAAAAACCCAAAAAAGAGAAAAGAAAGCGAAGAUGGAUGAGAAUUGAGAUGAGAUGAGAUGAGAUGUCUUCUAAUGUCCUCCAACCAAACCAUUACCAAGAACCCCCACAACCUCGCAUUAAAAAUUCCCCUUCCCUGAAUUGCCCCUUCUGCUGCAACCCCCAAAAAUCCCCAUCUUCACUUCUUUCUUUCUCAUCACUGUCUCUGAAAACAACCAUUUCUUUUCACCGAGUUAUGUGGGCCUUUUUGGGUUUUAGUUGGCUCGGUCAGAGCUUCACAGAGAAAACAGGAAACCAAGAACCCUCUCCCUCUCUUCCUAUCUACAUCUUUUUCUCUUUCUCUCUCUCUUUCUUCUUUGUCCUUGCCCACUUUCUCAAUUUCUUCCAUACCCACCUUUUCUUCUCUCCCUCUUUCCCCUUCCCUUCUCCCUCCCCGUCUGAUUUUUCGAUUUUCGCUUCUGGGUUUCUGGUUUUUCCUCCCCAUCGAUGAAGAAGAUCAAAGGGGUUGUCUCCCAGUACGCUGUGUAUGAGGAUCCUAAGGCCAGAUUCAAGCAUCACAGUCUCCUGCAAGAUUAUGACGAAUUGGAGAAGGAAACAGAAACUGUUAAGAGGAAAUUGCAGAUGAUGAAUCAAAAGAAGAUGACCCUGGUUGCAGAAGUCCGAUUCUUGAGGAAGAGAUAUGAGUACUUAAUGAAGAACCAGUCGUCAAACAACCGUUCGAAUGGAGAUCCCGUGCAGGUGCAGCAGAAGCAACUAAAUAAUCAAGUGACUAACAACAAUAAGAAGGGAAAGAAUGGUGCGAGAAGGAGACCUGCUUUGCAACCCCUUCCGUCGAUCUCUGAUAUAAACCAAAAGGAAAAAAUUGACCGAGGAAUCGAUAUCCCUCUGCAGAAGAAUCCUACUCCAACUCCUGUCUUUGACUUAAACCAGAAGGCAAAGACUACUAGGAAGAAAGCCAAUCUACAGAAUCCGGCACCAGUUUUGGACUUGAACCAGAAGGAAAGAAUGUACAGUGGGAGAGAUGCUGGCGAGAGAAACAUCACUCCAUUUUUUGACUUGAACCAAAUUUCGAUAGAGGAAGAGGAACUGCAGAUGCAUUACGAGCCACUGAGAGCCAAUGAGCUGAAGAAAAGCCUUCUUCGAGGUGGGAGCGACGAGCAGCAAAACAACGACAUCAAGAUUUCGGCGUGCAGGACGAUCGGAGAUGGCCCGAGUCGAGCAAGUAAAAGAAAGAUUUCAUGGCAAGACCAGGUGGCUUUAAGGGUUUGAGCUCCUCUUCAUUCUUAUCUCUAAUCUAGUGUCAUUUAGAACUACUAUUUGGGUGGUGGGCUUGAGGCCACAGUUAAGUGUAAUUCCUUCUUUGGUUCUGUAAUUUUCUAUGUAAAGGGAAAGUAGUAUAGUACAUGUUAAUACCAUUUAAAAGAAAAAAAAAACAAAAGAAACGAUGAUGAGAUAUUGACAAGAAUCAAAGAUGCAAUCCUUCAAACUAUUGCCCUGUUUUCCUAUAGUUUUGUAAAGCAUAGGCACUGAUUAGGAUUACGUUUAUGAAUGUGAUAUGAUAAUGGCUUAAAA
This is a messenger RNA of Momordica charantia (bitter melon), 1942 nucleotides long. RefSeq lists its product as uncharacterized. The record is from RefSeq and is a predicted model, not a curated record. Lineage: Eukaryota; Viridiplantae; Streptophyta; Magnoliopsida; Cucurbitales; Cucurbitaceae.